GGAAACCCGUGUGGCUGGGACGACUGGAACUGGAAGGGCUCCAUAGCAGACCCCAGAACAUUGGGAAAAUACAAAUUCUGUUAAUAAGGCUUAAUUUAGGCGCCUUGUAGGACGCGUUCCGUAUUCUGACGGCAUAAGCUAAAUCUUUGGGGCCCUGAGUCACAGCACCUCAAAAUUAAGUGGAAGCUUUUGGCAGGAUUGAAUAGAAGCAGAAAAACUAGACGUUAAAGUUCUUUUCUAAAAAAUAUUUUUGAUUUUAGAGAGGAAGGGAGAGGGAGAGAUAGAAACAUCAAUGAUGAGUGAGAAUCAUUGAUCAGCUGCCUCUUGCACGCUCCCUACUGGGGAUCGAGCCCGCAACCCGCGCAUGUGCCCUUGGCCAGAAUCCAACCGGACCCUUCAGUCCGCAGGCCAGGCUCUACCCACCCAGCCGAACCGGCCAGGGCGACAUUAAGGAUCUUUAGUCAUUAACUGAAGACAAACAGCUAUGCAAAAUUCUCACAUGGAUGAGUACAGAAAUUCUAGUAAUGGCAGCACAGGCAACAGUUCUGAGGUAGUGGUAGAACAGUCUGCUGAUUUCAGUACUGAAAUUAUGAAUGUCACGGAAAUGGAACAGUCACCUGAUGGAUCUCCUAAUGUGAAUGCAACUACAGAUGAAAAUGAAAUAGCAAAUGCUGUGGACCUUCCAGUGGCAGAAACAGAAGCAAAUUUCCCUCCAGAAUAUGAAAAGUUUUGGAAAACUGUAGAAAAUAAUCCUCAGGAUUUUACAGGCUGGGUAUAUUUGCUUCAGUAUGUAGAACAGGAGAAUCACUUGAUGGCUGCCAGGAAAGCAUUUGACAAAUUUUUCAUACACUAUCCGUAUUGCUAUGGUUACUGGAAAAAGUAUGCAGACCUUGAAAAGCGGCAUGACAACAUUAAACAGUCAGACGAGGUGUAUCGACGGGGGCUUCAGGCAAUACCUCUUAGUGUUGACCUUUGGAUACAUUAUAUAAACUUCUUAAAAGAAACAUUGGAUCCUGGGGAUUCUGAGACAAACAGUACAAUAAGAGGAACUUUUGAGCACGCUGUUCUAGCUGCAGGAACAGAUUUCCGUUCUGACAGACUAUGGGAAAUGUAUAUAAACUGGGAGAAUGAACAGGGAAACCUGAGAGAAGUUACAGCUAUAUAUGAUCGUAUUCUUGGUAUUCCAACACAGCUGUAUAGUCAUCAUUUUCAGAGAUUUAAAGAGCACGUACAGAAUAACUUGCCUAGAGAUCUUCUAACUGGUGAACAGUUCAUUCAGCUGCGAAGGGAAUUAGCUUCUGUAAAUGGACACAGUGGUGAUGAUGGUCCUCCUGGUGAUGAUCUGCCGUCAGGAAUUGAAGACAUAACUGAUCCAGCAAAGCUAAUUACUGAAAUAGAAAACAUGAGGCACAGAAUCAUUGAAAUUCAUCAAGAAAUGUUUAAUUAUAAUGAGCAUGAAGUUAGUAAAAGGUGGACAUUUGAAGAAGGUAUUAAAAGACCUUAUUUUCAUGUGAAACCAUUGGAAAAGGCACAAUUAAAAAACUGGAAAGAAUACUUAGAAUUUGAAAUUGAAAAUGGGACUCAUGAACGAGUUGUGGUUCUCUUUGAAAGAUGUGUCAUAUCAUGUGCCCUCUAUGAGGAGUUUUGGAUUAAGUAUGCCAAGUACAUGGAAAACCAUAGCAUUGAAGGAGUGAGGCAUGUCUUCAGCAGAGCUUGCACUAUUCAUCUCCCAAAGAAACCUGUGGUGCAUAUGCUUUGGGCAGCUUUUGAGGAACAGCAGGGUAAUAUUAAUGAAGCCAGGAAUAUCUUGAGAACAUUUGAAGAAUGUGUUCUAGGAUUGGCAAUGGUUCGUUUGAGAAGAGUAAGUUUAGAACGACGACAUGGAAAUAUGGAAGAAGCUGAACAUUUGCUUCAGGAUGCUAUUAAGAAUGCCAAAUCGAAUACUGAAUCAUCGUUUUAUGCUAUUAAACUAGCCCGGCAUCUUUUCAAAAUACAAAAAAACUUUGCAAAAUCAAAAAAGGUGCUUUUGGAAGCAAUUGAAAGAGACAAAGAGAACACAAAGUUAUAUCUCAAUUUACUUGAAAUGGAAUAUAGUGGUGACCUCAAACAAAAUGAAGAAAAUAUCCUAAAUUGUUUUGACAAAGCUAUACAUGGUUCAUUACCUGUUAAAAUGAGAAUUACAUUUUCUCAGAGAAAAGUGGAAUUUCUUGAAGAUUUUGGUUCAGAUGUUAAUAAGCUUCUGAGUGCUUAUGAUGAGCAUCAAACACUCCUAAAAGAACAGGAUUCUUUGAAAAGGAAAGCAGAAAAUGGAUCAGAAGAACCAGAGGAAAAAAAAGCACACACAGAAGAUACAACUGCAUCCUCUGCGCAGUUGAUUGAUGGUGAUUUACAAGCAAAUCAAGCUGCAUAUAAUUAUAGUGCCUGGUAUCAAUACAAUUACCAGAAUCCUUGGAAUUAUGGACAGUAUUAUCCUCCCCCUCCAACUUGAUGGGAAAAUAUAAAUAUCAGAUGGAGUGUGUGGAAAGUAUAAUGUUAUUUUUUUUCAACAAGAGAUGUAAACAUUGGCUUGUCAUAUUUGACAACUUGUCUUCCCUGUUUCUGUGUAACAUAUGCUUUUAGUAUUAGGGAAAAUGUCACUUAGUAGCUUACCACAGAUACUAUUUCCUACCAUUUAUAAAGUUUACUUUUUAUUGGAGAACUAUUUUUUUGAUUUUUGCAUUAAGUGGUCUAGAAUUCUUUUGCAAUGCAUUUGCAACAGUUUUGUAGCCUUAAGGGUGGGAAAAAAACUGACUGCAAAUCAUGUCAGUGUAGUACAAGAGUCUGAAAAUACAUAAAGGGCUGGUUAUUAAGGAUUUACCUCUCUGUAAAAAGAGAAAAAAAAAAACACACCAAAAAAUGGAUUUUUAACCUUUAUUGACCAGGCUUUGUCUGCGUGUUUCAGUUAUCCCUGUGAAUUUUGAUUUAAUUGCAGGAAAGAUACACACUAUUAAAAUAGUAUGUCAUGGUAUAGAGAUUACAAAUGAGAAAAUCGAAUGUUUGCAUCCCUUUAAAAAAUGAAUAUUGUAUCAAAACUUAUGUUGUUUCAGAAGACUUUGUAUUUACAAUAUUCAUGUAAAUUUGUGAACAAGCUUUCAUUUUGAUCAAACUGAUCAUCUACAUUUUUGUAAUAAAACUGAAGACUCAUCCA
Molecule: messenger RNA, 3187 nt
Organism: Myotis myotis
Lineage: Eukaryota; Metazoa; Chordata; Mammalia; Chiroptera; Vespertilionidae
Gene: PRPF39
Product: pre-mRNA processing factor 39
Exons: 14
Coding region: 485-2488 (667 amino acids)
Biological process (GO): RNA processing; mRNA 5'-splice site recognition
Cellular component (GO): U1 snRNP; commitment complex; U2-type prespliceosome
Molecular function (GO): protein binding
Source: RefSeq, a predicted model, not a curated record